Stomoxys calcitrans (stable fly) is the source of this 1869-nucleotide messenger RNA. Its product is annotated as pickpocket protein 28-like. Gene Ontology annotation, biological process: sodium ion transmembrane transport. The transcript is spliced from 3 exons. The record is from RefSeq and is a predicted model, not a curated record. Bases 131 to 1810 code for a protein of 559 amino acids. NCBI's taxonomy places the organism in Eukaryota, Metazoa, Arthropoda, Insecta, Diptera, Muscidae. Gene Ontology annotation, cellular component: membrane. Gene Ontology annotation, molecular function: ligand-gated sodium channel activity.
UAGAAGUGCAAGUCUUUGAGCAAAAUACCAGCGACAUGUCGCUGCACCAACACAAAUAUCGCUUAAUUUAAUUACAAAGGUAGUAUCUCACGAACCGGGUCAUAAGCAACCAAUUUUAACUAAAGAGAUAAUGCAAAUGAUUGGAAAGUAUGAAGAUGUAACUUCGAAAGUGUCAGAGCAUAUACCUUUCGACGUACAAACGACCCUUGAAAGCGGAGAGCAAGAGGUAUCGAGAAAACGUCCUAAAACCUUACGCCAAAGUUUGUUGGAACUCUAUUAUGAAUAUUGUGAGAAUACAUCGCUUCACGGUAUUCAGUACCUGGGUCAGAGACGUCCUCGAAAGGAGGUCUUCUUUUGGAUUUGUAUCUUUAUACUGUCGACAUUAUAUUGUAUGCAAACAAUUUCCAAAAUUUAUGAUAAAUGGAUCGAUACGCCGGUGAUUGUAAGUUUUUCAGAACGUUCUACACCGAUUUCGGACAUACCAUUUCCGGCUAUAACAAUGUGCAGUGAAAUACGUCGACCAUUGGACGAUAAUGCUGCCCGGUACGGUGAUCUUUUGCUUAUGCUAGAACGAGGUGAAAAGCUACCAUCUAAUUUAACCGAAAAUGAGCGAGAGGAAUUUUUAACUUUACUUCAUACAUGCAAUUACGAUACACUUAUCCGGGAACUACCCAAAUUAUGGAACCAAAGCCUAGACUAUAUUCGAAUUCUUAGAGAAAUGUCAUUCGAUAUGGAAGUGCAAGCACUUGCUUGUAAGUGGUUUGGCGCCGAAGAUAUCUGUGUCGAUUUACUAACCGAAUCCUUUACCGAAGAUGGAUUAUGCUAUACAUUCAACGCUUUCAAUGGCACCGAUUUAUAUCGGGAAGAUACUGUUCAAUACCACAUAAUGGGCCUGGAAAGCCAAGUCAAUGUCUCAUCGGCCAACAGAAUAAACCGAACUUUGUCCUGGACACUGGAGAAGGGAUAUCCCAGGAACUCACCUUUGAAAACCUAUCCCGCCCGCGUUGUCAGUGCCAACACCAGAGUAUCUUUCGAUGUCUUUUUAUUAGUGCCCACAGAGCAUUUAGACUAUAGAUGCAGUGGUGGUACACAGGGAUACAAAAUUGCAUUACAUACACCCGAUGAUGUUCCACUGCUAUCCAAACGCUUUGUGCGCGUCUCGCCUGGCAAGGAGAUUUCAAUCGCCGUCAAACCUGUAAUGGUCACAACGUCAGAUGGCAUAGCCAGUUAUCCCCCGGCAAAACGCAAAUGUUUUUUGAGCCACGAGCGUUAUUUGAGAUUCUUUAAGGUCUACAGUGAAAGAAACUGCGAAAUGGAAUGUCUAACAAAUUACACCCUAAAAGCUUGUGGAUGCGUCACAUUCGCUAUGCCUCGAACUGCUGAUAUGCCAGUAUGUGGCGAGCACAAAAUCACUUGUUAUCUGAAGGCAGAGGAUAACAUGCUGCAAGAACAUUUUUCCACCCGAUUCGACGACAAUGGGGAUAACUGCAAUUGUCUGCCCUCAUGUACCUCCUUAGAAUUCGAUGCCGAGAUAUCUCAGGGAGAUUUUGAUUCGAAAAAAUUUUUGGAAGCUGCAAAAAUUGAUUUAGGAUUUGAGGCAGUGUUUUCACAUUUAGUCAUACAUUUCAAAGAUAACGAAUUUAUAACUUCGAAGCGAUCUGAACUGUAUGGAUUUUCGGAUUUUUUGGCCAAUUGUGGUGGUAUUCUGGGGCUUUUUAUGGGCUUCUCCAUAUUGAGUUUGGUGGAAAUUAUAUACCAUGCAACGCUUCGUUUAUGGUCAAAUAUAAGAAGCAAAAGAAACAGGCAAUAAACGUUUGUUAUGUAUUCUCUGAAAAAAACAGUUGAUUGAAAUAAAUAACCAAAACCCCA